AGACCUAGCAGGUAAUUGCCCUGAGAGGUAGAUAUAUAUCGGCAAAUAAAGGAAUCGCACUAGCCCUUCUCCCCACGAAGGCUUGACUUUCGCUCAUACAUGUAACUACCUAGGUAGGUAGGUAGGUCAUGCCGCAACGGCGUUUUGUUCUCCCCGACGACGUUGUUGCCUGAGUGCACUUCACAUCGCGUACCCCACCAAACAAGCCAAGCGAGCAUUGAUGGCAGCACGUCCUGAACUGCAGUACAGUAUGCGUAGGGCGGAGGAGAGGGGCCAAUCUUCAAAGAUCAGCCUAGCUAGGUACCAAAAAAGUAGCGGUCACAGCGGAUGAGGACCCUUCCGGCGCAAGUUCUUCCGCGCAUGGCCACUGGGCACCCAAGGUCCAAAGUACGUACCGCUCGGUGUUAUGGACCCCUCCACUACUUGCAGCAAAAAAGUCAUCCGAUCGAUAAAGUCAUGCUUCCGAGUCCCGACCGGUUUUCUGGAUUGAACUUCUGCCCACGCCACGCACCCGCGACGCCGUCAACUCCCAACAAACAAUCCCGCACCCGCCACGUCCGCCGCCUGCGUUUCUCGUUACACGAUGGACGUGGCUCUCGAGCUCCUCGAUCCCCUCGUUUUCGACAAGGCGUACGCCUGGGCCUUGCCUCGUCCCAGCGCUGCUGGCGCUACCCCUGGCCACGCGCACAAUGGCUCCUAUCCAGAUGCCAGCUCCAGUCUCCUAGGCAGCGCCACGGCGGCGCCUAACGCGUCCCUAUGGCCGAGAGACAACAUCUAUCGCCAGAUCAUAUCCAUCAUCAUCAUCACACAGCUGGGAGCGACGUCGCUCUACCUCUUUUUCAGCGCCUUGUCCUACUACUUCAUCUUCGACCGCCGUCUCGAGUACCAUCCCCGCUUCCUCAAGAACCAAGUACGGCAGGAGAUCAAGUCGUCGCUCACUGCUGUGCCCUUUAUUACGAUUCUCACCCUGCCGUGGUUCCUGGCCGAGGUCCGGGGCAAGAGCCUGCUGUAUGCCGACGUGAGCGAAUAUGGCUACACGUGGAUGUUGGUCUCGACGGUGCUGUACAUGGCCUUCAACGACAUUGGCAUCUACUGGAUUCAUCGCCUUGAGCACCACCCCAGUAUCUACAAAUAUAUCCACAAGCCGCAUCACAAGUGGAUCGUUCCCACACCAUGGGCUGCCCUGGCCUUUCAUCCGCUCGACGGAUAUGUGCAGUCCAUGCCAUACCAUAUAUUUCCUUUCAUCUGCCCAAUCCAACGAUAUCUCUACCUGGUCCUCUUCGUGGGCGUCCAGAUCUGGACCAUCCUCAUUCACGACGGCGACAUGAUCACGGGCCACUGGACCGAAAAGUUCAUCAACAGCCCUGCCCACCACACCCUCCACCAUAUAUACUUCACGGUCAACUACGGCCAGUACUUUACCUGGGCCGAUAGCUAUUUUGGCUCCCACAGGGCACCGGACCCAGCUCUCGACCCUCUGCACGAUGCACUCAAGGUGAUGCGCGCCAAAGGGCUGGUGGACGAGCAGGGCAACCCCAUCAAGAAGCCCAAGGACGAAUAAUCCACAUUCCUUUUGUUGCGGGGGGGGUAGACUCGUUUCAUGACAUUUGAAAGCCUGUUUGUUCGAAUCGCAGCUCUUGCAGCAGCAUAAUAUCUCACCCUUGGUCGGUGGCGCCAAGAAGUGAGUCAGGGUGUUGGGUAUUUCGACCUUGCCAGGGGCCAUGGUGAGAGGACGAAGGGCCUUGGAAAUAUGUAUUAUACGGAAUCAACGUUCUUUCAAUGCGAGAGAGAAAGCGGUCUGCAUGCUGAUGCAUGGCUUCCUUGGCUCACCGCCGCUCCGUGUCUCACCGUCGACUGACAGAACCGUGGACGUCUCCAGCCCUUUGGCACGGCGCACGCGUGCCGUUGUUUGACUCGCCGCAUCACCCUUGCAGACGACAGCAACGAGUCGCGACGAUGGGACAAUGACACGGGCACCGCGUGAGAUGUCUCUUUGUCGACGCCUGACAUGACAACUGAGCAACGAGAAAGACGAGUCUUGCAGACUGCUUUGUCUGCUCGGGCCUGCUACGCAGGAGUACAUACAGUAGUAGCCUUUAUUAGUACAAACUAUCUCAC
Purpureocillium takamizusanense is the source of this 2118-nucleotide messenger RNA. Its product is annotated as Delta(7)-sterol 5(6)-desaturase. Gene Ontology annotation, molecular function: iron ion binding; oxidoreductase activity. The transcript is spliced from 5 exons. Gene Ontology annotation, biological process: lipid biosynthetic process. The record is from RefSeq and is a predicted model, not a curated record. The coding region runs from base 584 to 1561 and encodes 325 amino acids. NCBI's taxonomy places the organism in Eukaryota, Fungi, Ascomycota, Sordariomycetes, Hypocreales, Ophiocordycipitaceae.